AUACGUGACUAGGGAAAUUACUCUCCAAACGAGUCAUAAAAGGAGCACGUGAUUUGCUCUUGCUCGAUCCAAUAAUCAAAGGGUGCACCGCCUCUACAUAUAUAAAUUCCCGAAUAGAUAAUUUCCGUAAUUGUUUCACCAUAAUUUUUCAUCACACUAAAUUCGCCGUCUUCUUCUUCUCAAAAAAUCGAAACCCUAGCAUUCAACAUCAGCUUCAUCAUCUUCUAUUCGAUUUCACAAACAUAAACAGAUGGCAGCUAAAAUACUGACAACUGAGACUAUUGCACUUACUGAGAAGAAAAUGGACAUGACAUUAGACGAUAUCAUCAAGAUGUCCAAGACAAACACAACCAAAACUAAGAAGCAAAGAGUUUCGAAUAGAAGCCAAAAGUUUUCUAAUAACCUGGCUCAGGAUAAAUCUGCUAAGAUACAAAGGUUUAUGGACACAAGAUCAUCUAUGAGACAGGGGGCUCUUGCUCAAAGAAGAUCAAAUUUUCAGGGAGACCAGUUUCCUUUGGCAACUGAGGCUGCCAGAAGGGCAGCAGUUGCUCCUAUUCGCAAUAGGGCUUUCAAUCGAAGCCAGGCAGUGAAUGUAAAUAAACAGAGGUUUGGGGCUCCUCCAGUUCAGAAGAGUGCUGCAAAUGGUGGCAGGUUUAUUGCUAAGCAACAAAAGCAGGAAGUCAAGCCAGUGUCAAAGCAGAGGCCUCAGACAUUAGAUUCUCUAUUUGCAAAUAUGAAGGAACAAAGGAUGAAAAUGCAAUCUCAGCAGAACAACAUGCCAAGGAGAAAUGGAGGUGGUCAGCAUGUAGCGCCAUGGGCUAGGGGUCGUUUUGGCAAGUGAGGAGGAGACCGGUGCUUAAGCUGUGCAUCCAUACGUCGUUGCAACAUAAUAUUUUAGGUUUGUGAAGAAGUGAUAGCAUGUUAUCUUUUCUGGAAGAAUGAUGAGACUCCCUUUGUUCUUUCCAUAUUAGAAACUUGUACAGCAUUUCUAAUUUUGGAGUCUGUUUAGAUGGACUAAUUUUUGGUUCUUUUAAGCAUGAUAGUUUUAAAGUUGGUCAAAUAAGAAAAUGUUGAAAAAAAAUUGUAUUC
Solanum lycopersicum (tomato) is the source of this 1089-nucleotide messenger RNA. RefSeq lists its product as uncharacterized. The record is from RefSeq and is a predicted model, not a curated record. NCBI's taxonomy places the organism in Eukaryota, Viridiplantae, Streptophyta, Magnoliopsida, Solanales, Solanaceae.